AUGACCAAGCAGUACGAGCAACUCACCCCUGAGGAUGUGGAAUUUUUCAUGUCCAGAGGAUACGUAGUGAUCAAGAAUGCGUUCAGCAAAGAGAAAGCAGAAGAAUGGACGGAGAAUGUUUGGGUGCGCUUAGGUAUGGACCCGAAUGAUAAAAGUACUUGGACGAGCGAGAAGGUCCAUAUGCCUUGGCAUCGUCGCGAACCAGUGCAGACGUUUGCGCCAAAGGCCUGGGCUGCAGCGAAGGACCUGCUCGGCGGCGAGGAACGUAUCGCCCCCAAUGGAGCGCUUUGGGGGGACAAUUUCAUUGUGAACCUCGGUGCACCGCAAUACGAGGGCGAGGAUAAGUACAUCCAUCCGACGGAUUUGGAUAAUUGGCACGUUGAUGGCGAUUUCUUUGUCCAUUUCCUCGACUCCCCCGAACAAGCGCUCCUCGUCAUCCCGAUCUACGCACCGAUUCGUCCACGCGGUGGAGGAACAUACAUCGCACCAGACGGGAUAAACCUCAUCGCAAACUACUUGGCAUCACACCCAGAGGGUGUCCUGCCGACUGGCUUAUCCUUCACGCCAUCGACUUCAACGUACGAGAAUCAUCAAGAUCAUCCAGAUUACUUCUCCAAUUUGAAAGAAAUAAAGCGCUGCAAGGAGUUUGUCGAGCUUACGGGAGACGUAGGGGAUGUUAUUCUUAUGCAUCCUCUCAUGCUUCACUCGGCGUCAAAGAACCACACGCGUGCUCUACGCAUUAUCACAAACCCACCCGUCAGCCUUAAGGAACCAUUCAACUUCAAUCGCGAGAAUCCAGACGACGUCUCGCUUGUAGAGAAGAAGACACUGAAAGAGCUAGGAGUAGAGCGAUUGGAUUUCAAGAUAACGACAGAGCGAAGAGAAGUCGUCCCUCUGCGUGUAGCAAGACAACGAAAGAUGCUAGAGGAAGAGAAAAAGAGACUCGAAGAGCUUAAUAAAGCGAAUGCGAGCGAGGUUGCAUCUGCUUCCGCACAGCCUAUCGCAGUCGCCUAA
Fomitiporia mediterranea MF3/22 is the source of this 1014-nucleotide messenger RNA. RefSeq lists its product as uncharacterized. The record is from RefSeq and is a predicted model, not a curated record. Bases 1 to 1014 code for a protein of 337 amino acids. The transcript is spliced from 7 exons. NCBI's taxonomy places the organism in Eukaryota, Fungi, Basidiomycota, Agaricomycetes, Hymenochaetales, Hymenochaetaceae.